GUCAAAAUACCUGUCAUUAAGGUUAUCAGUAAUAAUUGAUACCUACAAUAAAAGGUAUUGUAGUUAAGUCAUAUUAGAGUUAUUGUUUUAUCUGGUUAAUUCAUCGUAAAAUGUAUACUAGGUUACAUCUUACAAAUAAAAGUUUAGCAGUGCUAAUCCUGUUUCUUCUUUACAAUGCCAUAGUAUACAGGAAUUGCAGAACAAGAACAAAUUUAAAUUUGAAUUUACAAUUGGGCCGUUGGGACGUACAACACAAAUAUAAAUUGUUUGACAAUAUUUUAAUAGGUGAUAAGUAUGUAUUACUGAAUUAUCAAUACAAAACUUGUUUGGCCACUCAAGGUUCUAUAGAAAGGCUGUAUUCUCUAAUAGAGAUGUCCGAACAUUGGAGCGGUCCUAUAUCCUUGGCUACAUUCGCUGAUAGUGAGGAAACCUUAAACUCGCUAUUGUUAUAUAUUUUUUAUCUUAGAAACUGUCACAAACAAAUUAAAGAAAAAGUUAAUUUCCAUUUGAUUCUGGCUAAGAAGAAAAUUCCACAAAAGUAUAGUAUACAUUUAGAAAAAUUAGGUUACUUACAUUGUGGUAAUUCUACAGAAGCUUUAAAAAUAAUACGUAGGAAUUUUGCGAACACGUCUACUAUCUUCAAAUCCAAGCAGCUUUACCCUCAAAAUCAUCUUAGAAACUUAGCGAGAAAAAACUGCCAAUCUGACUACGUGUUUUUGACAGACAUCGAUAUAAUACCUUGCAAGGGCAUGUCUGAAGAUUUAAAUACAUUUCUAGCUAAAGAAAGGUGCCAAGGAAAAUGUGCUUACGUAGUGGCAGCUUACGAAUUAGAUGACAAAGUGACUUUUCCUCAAAAUAAGAGCGUUUUGGUGAAAAUGGCAAAGAAAGGCUUGGCGAGACCAUUUCAUCAAAAGGUUUAUAGUUUAAACCAGAAAGCGACAGAUUUUAAGAGAUGGCAAAACACUAAAGAUAAGUCAACAAAGGUGCAAGUGAGCCACCAAGUCAAUAGGAAGUUUUUACGUUUUUAUGAACCAUUUUAUAUAGCUUCAGAUGUAGUACCUCAACAUGACGAGAGGUUUAUAGGUUAUGGGUACACUCGAAAUUCACAGGUGCACGAGAUGGUAGCAGCUGGUUACAAAUUUUUGGUCCUUUCUCCGAUAUUUAUCUGCCAUUGGGGUCUUCAAAAUUUUAGUUCUAGACCACGAUGGAGGGAGAUUGAAACUAAAAUGAAUGAACAGAAGUGGCGUAAAUUCGUCAAAGAAAUUUCAGUAAAAUAUCCUAUUAAAAAAAAGAAGGGGAAUUAAAUCGGAUAUUUUUUCACAAUUCAUUAUAUUAUAGAUAUGUAAUAUUAUAGGCAAAU
Molecule: messenger RNA, 1360 nt
Organism: Psylliodes chrysocephalus
Lineage: Eukaryota; Metazoa; Arthropoda; Insecta; Coleoptera; Chrysomelidae
Source: the annotation of a GenBank genome assembly